Molecule: messenger RNA, 1357 nt
Organism: Cydia pomonella (codling moth)
Lineage: Eukaryota; Metazoa; Arthropoda; Insecta; Lepidoptera; Tortricidae
Exons: 1
Coding region: 212-1177 (321 amino acids)
Biological process (GO): S-methylmethionine cycle
Molecular function (GO): zinc ion binding; S-adenosylmethionine-homocysteine S-methyltransferase activity
Source: RefSeq, a predicted model, not a curated record
AAGGUGACAUAUGUCGGUUAUGUGAGGAGAGGACUGUGACGUUCACUUUUUCGUAUCAUUUAUUUUUGUUUACAUUUUCCAAACCAAACAUAUCGCGAUAAACGAUUGAUAAUAUAAGCGGAAACAUUCAACUAUCUCGACUCAUUCUGUCUAAGGAUCUCCGGAAGCGCAUUACACAUUUUGUUGUGUAUUAACGUUUGUAGCGCUAAAAAUGGCAGAUGCGUCGUCUAAGAUUAAAGUUUUGGACGGUGGGUUCUCGUCGCAACUGUCCUGCCACGUCGGCGACAACGUCGAUGGUGACCCACUGUGGACGGCGCGCUUCCUCCAGACCAACCCGCGCGAUGUGUACAAGACGCACCUCGACUUCCUUAAGGCUGGAGCUGACAUCAUCAGUACCAACACGUAUCAGGCCUCCGUCGGAGGGUUUGUAAAAUAUCUUGGAAUAUCGCCUGAAGCGGGAUUAGAUUUAAUCAAAAGCGCAGUGGGACUCGCAAAAGAAGCGAGAAAGGUAUACCUUGAGGAAUAUGCUAACAAUAAUACUUCAAAUCAAAACCCUUUAAUAGCGGGGUCGGUCGGGCCAUAUGGCGCGCAUUUACACGACGGUUCAGAGUACAACGGCGCCUAUGCCGACACCACGUCGGCUGAAACCAUGAGAGACUGGCAUAGACCUCGCAUUGAGGCUCUAAUAGUCUCUGGAGUUGACCUACUUGCAUUUGAAACAGUGCCAUGUGAAAAGGAGGCUGUGAUGCUUGUUGAACUGUUAAAAGAUUACCCAGAGACUAAAGCAUGGCUGUCUUUCAGUUGUAAGGAUGAGAAACAUAUUGCCCAUGGAGAAGACUAUCAAACCGUUGCAAGGAAAUGUUAUGAUUUGAACCCAGAGCAAAUAAUAGCCAUUGGAGUCAACUGCACAGCUCCGGCUAACAUUGUUCACUUACUAGAUGGCAUCAAUGUUGACAGGAUGGUACCCAUACCCCUUAUAGUCUACCCGAAUUCUGGAGAAAAGUACCACAAGGACCUUGGCUGGACCGAGGGUGAUAAGUUGCAACGAUUGGACUAUUACGUUCACAAAUGGUUAGACUUAGGUGUUAAAUAUGUCGGAGGCUGUUGCAGGACGUAUGCGGAAGAUAUUAAAAGUAUACGCAAACAAGUACAGAGCUGGUGUGAUAAGAAACAAUAGGAACUUGUUUACCAUAUCUCCGAGCACAAGGAGCUCUGUAUAUGAUUACUACACUCAACAUGCGCCUAACUUCACUAAUAUACAUUAUAAUUAUACCGUUAUCAUGACUAAUUCUAAGAAGUAUUAUUUGUUGUAACUGAUUGUUAUUACAUUGUAAUAAAAAUGUUAUCAAAAAUCAAA